Rotaria socialis is the source of this 2739-nucleotide messenger RNA. The record is from the annotation of a GenBank genome assembly. Lineage: Eukaryota; Metazoa; Rotifera; Eurotatoria; Philodinida; Philodinidae.
AUGCAACGGGAUAAAAUAAAAUCAACUAUUGAAACAUUUCGCUCUAUUUCUAAUAAAGGAAUAUUACAAAAUACUAAUCAUAUGUCACGGGAUAAGCCAACAGUUAGUUUAUUCUCACCCAAGUCAUCAACAAUAACACAGACAAUUAAGUGUGGUCAAUGUGUAACAGAAGAAGCUAAAAUGAAAUGUAUCGAAUGUGUCGAAAAUUAUUGUGCCAAUUGCUUUACUUAUUUUCAUCUGCGUGGUGCUUUACAACGUCAUCAUCGAAUUUUUCUAUCGGAAAAUCAAUUAUCGAUAUCUCAAAGAAAAAAUCGAUCGUUUAAUAGUGAUCUUAAUCUCCGAGAUUUAACCCAUCGACAAUCAAACGAUGGUUUACAUAGAAAAUCAACAAUGACACUAAAUGUGCACGAAUCAGAAGAAUUGCACAAUCUCAAAACAAAUUCUACGUCAUUUCAAAAGGCAUUUUCCAAAUGGAGAAAUAAGAACGUAAAUGGAUCAAAAGCAAUUCGAUCCAAAAAUGGAUUCAUAACUUCGAUUAACGAAACAAUCAGUGACAGAAUGGACUAUUCUAAUCGACUACCAAAUAUUGAAUCUAAUUCAUCGAGACUCUCUUCCAAUGAGAAAAUCCGAUCUAAAAGGGAUCGCCCUAUUGAGAAAAAUAAUCUGAAAAAAUCUAAUCAACAAUCGAAAAAGACAAAAGAUACAAAAAAAGAUAAACCAAAAAUAGGUGUAAUGAUUAAUAUAUACUAUGCACUUACUGAAAAUACAAAUUUAAAUGAUCCAAGUAUUGAUAUUGAAUCGUUUGAUGAGGAUAUAGAAGAAAUACAAACAGAAAAAAGUGUGCAAGCCAUAAAUACUGAAGAACAAUCGAAUAAUGAAAAUACUCUUGAGCAUGUUGAGGAACAGGAACGACCUGUUACUCAUAUAUCAUCGAAAUCAUAUUUAGAUUCAACUAGUCCAUCAAUGAAGAAGAAUUCAAUGACACUAUGUGAAAAGUCUUUACAUUCUCUAUUAUCUACAAAAUCUACUGAUGAACUAGAAACCAUUGUUUAUUCAGAAUUAUUCCUAUCACAUUCAUUGCUAUCUUCUAUCGAUGGCUAUGAUGAACCUUCGAAUUUCUCGAAUCAAAAUCGCAUACCUGAUGAUAAGACUAGCCUAUCGACUAUAGUCGAUCACUAUCCCGUUGCUCAUUUUGAUUCAUCUCUGAAUGAUUUAUCUUAUGAAUCAAAAAUCGAAUCAAGCAAUCAUUUUAAUCAAUUAUCUAAACCUGAUUCUCCAAUUCGAACCGAAAAAGAUCCAACACCUACUACUGAUCGGCUACCGAUCAACACCUCUAAGAAUACACAACGUCGAAAUUCUCCAUUUAGUUUUACAAAUCGGACGACUGACCUUCAUGGAGGUAAUUCAUCAUCGUCAAUAGGUACAAAUGAUGAUUGCUUUUUUACGGAUAUGUUACCUCGACAAAAAAAUUCAUCGCAUCGAAUUCUUUCGCCUUCAAAAUCGAAUCAUGAACAGGCAGAUAUUUCAGAAAAUCAAACAACGAUAAAUUCGCCUUCAAUACCUACUAAAUCUCCUAUCAGAAGUGCAGUACGUAGAGAUUCAAAACAUUCUAUAAAAAUUGAACAAUCACCAUGUCAGUCUAAAUCCGCAACAAGUCGACCUGCUUCGUCAUCAUCAUCAUCGUCAUCUACUUCACUUCCUAUUUCAGUCAUGUCAUCAAAAUCGGAUUUCAUUUACCCGAAUAGUCAAUCAUCAGCAAAAUCAUCCAGAAAAAGUUCGUCGUCAUCAAUAUCAACAACGAAAAGUUCUUCACCAGCUAAAACAAAAAUGCCUUCGUCAACUACAACGAAAAGUUCUUCACCAGCUAAAACAAAAAUGCCUUCGUCAACUACAACGAAAAGUUCUUCACCAGCUAAAACAAAAAUGUCUUCGUCAACUACAACGAAUCGAUCUUCAUCAAUUACAACAAAAGCUUCUUCAUCAACUACAACACUCGCAUCAACAAAAUCUUCGCCAGUAGGAUCACCAUCAAACAAUCGUUCUUCCUCAAAACCUACGAUAAACCAUUCUUCAUUAGAAUUAGAAACAAUACCUUCAAAAACAGCUGAAAAUUUAAAAGUACCAUUGCCAUUGAAUAAUGAUACUUCUAUUCAAGACCCCAUCAUUUCAUUAAACGACCACCAUUCAUCGCCUGUUGGCACGCAACAAGAUCUGAAUGAUUUAGUCAAACCCAAUUCUAUUAGAAGCCAAACCGCUGAUGAAAUAAUCAAUGAAAAUCAUUCGCCAAUGAAAGAAAAAAAUCCUCAUCGUCAAUUAACGCACAGUGAAGAAUUAUCGAAAUUUCGAAAACUAGAAUUUUCAAUGGAAGAUGGUCUUAAAUGGCAAGCAGCUUCAGGAGAAUCAUUAUCUUCGACGAAAACAAUUUCUUCUAUUCAAACAUUGCAUACUAAAAGCGUUCAAUCAUUUACACCUCAGCCAACUAAUGGCACUGGCCGAUUAACAUUGAUGUAUGAAACAACGAAGAAAAAUGAAAAAUAUUUUAAUUGCAUUCAUCAAGAACAUUAUUCAACAUAUACGAAAAAUGUUAAUGACGAUGUCAAUGUGAAUGAGCAUUUAUUACAAAUUCUUCAGGAUGCUGAAUUACCACUUGAUGAAAAAUCUUCACCGAUGAUUCAAACAAAAUCCCAAGAAAAUGAAAUUGAUGAUCGACCGUCAACUGAUAGAGAAUUUUUCGCGUGA